Messenger RNA from Helobdella robusta, 442 nucleotides. RefSeq lists its product as hypothetical. NCBI's taxonomy places the organism in Eukaryota, Metazoa, Annelida, Clitellata, Rhynchobdellida, Glossiphoniidae. The record is from RefSeq and is a predicted model, not a curated record. The coding region runs from base 32 to 322 and encodes 96 amino acids. The transcript is spliced from 2 exons.
AAAUAUUUUUUAAAAUUUCAUCUAGCCAGCCAUGCACGGUAAACUUAUUCUUUCAUUCCUCCUCGGGCUGGCCAUUGUUCUUCUGGUUCAAGCAGAUCAACCAACUUUGAGCUUCGAGCAAAUCAAAGCGAAAUGUUUGGAGAGGGUGAACACCAUUCCAGUGGGAGAACGAGGUGAACGUCUGCAGAGAGCCAUCGACUACCUCGUUCAUGGCGGAGCCAGACCGGCAACUUUGCCAUCAUACAUUGAUGCCCACGUGUCGAAGUUGAGCGAAGAUGAGAAGCAAGAGCUGGCCAAGUACCUAGAAUCUCUCAUUCCAUAGAAAGAUUAACAACAGUUUUUUUGCAUGGCAUAGUGAAGCACAUUAGUUUUUAAUUGAUUUGUUUUUACUCAAAAUAGCUGCAAAAAUUUGUUGUUAAUUUUGAAUGAAUAAAAUCACAAC